Solanum verrucosum is the source of this 1527-nucleotide messenger RNA. Its product is annotated as protein NODULATION SIGNALING PATHWAY 2. Gene Ontology annotation, molecular function: sequence-specific DNA binding; DNA-binding transcription factor activity. Gene Ontology annotation, cellular component: nucleus. The record is from RefSeq and is a predicted model, not a curated record. The transcript has a single exon. NCBI's taxonomy places the organism in Eukaryota, Viridiplantae, Streptophyta, Magnoliopsida, Solanales, Solanaceae. The coding region runs from base 1 to 1488 and encodes 495 amino acids. Gene Ontology annotation, biological process: regulation of DNA-templated transcription.
AUGGCUAUGAUGGUUGAUGAAACCAUCUCAGAUUUUGAUUGUUAUGCUAGUUUAAGCACACCCACUACAACUAUCACUACAACAACAACCUCUUCUUCUUCCGAAGAUGAUCAUGGUUGUACAUGGAAUGACUGGUCGCCGGUUUUCGAUUGGGAUGCGUUUUCCGGUGGCGAUAAUUUCCAAGAUCUAAUUGAAUCUAUGAUCCAGGGAUCGGGUAAUUGCUUUCACAACUCCGAAGAGGAUUCUGCUGAGAUUAUGGAGGAAGAAGAAGAAGAAUCAGGAGACUCUAAUAACAACCAAUCGGAAGAUAUUAACGGGUUGAAGCUUGUUCACCUCCUCAUGGCGGCAGCGGAGGCGUUAACCGGCGUGAAUAAAAGCCGUGAGUUGGCUCGAGUGAUAUUGGUUCGGCUCAAGGAAUUGGCGUCCCCAAACGGCGCUACCAAUAUGGAGAGAUUGGCCGCGCAUUUCACUGACGCCUUGCAGGCGUUGCUCGAAGGCGCUGCUUCCGGUACGUUACACGCUAAGCACAUGUUUUCCCCAAAUUACAAAGACGAACACCAUCAGGGAGAUGUUCUAGCAGCUUUUCAGCUAUUGCAGGAUAUGUCUCCUUUUGUCAAAUUUGGGCAUUUUACAGCAAAUCAAGCUAUAUUAGAAUCGGUAACCCAUGAUCGAAGAGUUCAUAUUGUGGAUUACGAUAUAAUGGAAGGAAUUCAAUGGGCAUCGUUAAUGCAAGCUUUGGUGUCCAGAAAAGAUGGCCCCCCAACUCCGCACCUUCGGAUCACAGCAUUGUCAAGGAGCGGCAGCGGCCGUCGGUCAUUCGGGACGGUCCAAGAGACCGGCCGUCGGUUAACGGCUUUCGCUGCAUCUAUCGGUCAGCCAUUUUCAUUUCAUCACUGCAGAUUGGACUCAGACGAAAUAUUUAAGCCAACAAAUCUCAAGUUAGUUAGAGGCGAAGCUUUAAUUAUUAAUUGCAUGCUUCACUUGCCUCAUUUUAGAUAUCGGGCCUCGGAUUCAGUUGCUUCGUUCCUAUCUGGAUCUAAGACACUGAAUCCGAGACUCGUGACCCUAGUCGAAGAGGAACUAAGGCCAAUAGGAGACGAAGAAGGGUUCGUGGGGCGGUUCAUGGAUACUUUACACCACUACUCAGCACUCUAUGAUUCGCUUGAGGCAGGAUUCCCUUUGCAAAGCCGAGCUCGGGCAUUGGUGGAGCGGGUAUUCCUCGGGCCUCGAAUAACUGGGUCAUUGGCCCGAAUCUACCGGGCCCGAGGAGAGGAAGAAAGGUGCUCAUGGGGGGAGUGGUUGAGUGGGGUGGGGUUCUGUGAGAGUAAUAUAAGCUUUGCAAAUCAUUGUCAAGCAAAAUUGUUGUUGGGGCUAUUCAAUGAUGGGUAUAGGGUGGAGGAAAUUGGGACCAAUAAAUUGGUUUUAGGAUGGAAGUCCCGGCGCCUACUUUCUGCUUCUAUUUGGACCACAAUGGAUAUUGACUUGUAAUAACAAAAUGUAUAUAAUUCUUGUAAGUGUGAUCCCCCC